AUGGCCACGUCUACGCAAACAACCACCAUCGAGGCCCUCCCCAACGAAAACGUCGAACACCAUGAGCUUCGACAAAUACGCAAGCCUGUGGGCUUCACGCUCGCCAACAAUUCAGCGAAUGGCGAGGAAAGAAAUGGCUCGCCCGCACGAGCAGCAGAUUCUACACUUGCGGCGCAUGAUCAAGAGCAGAGUACCUCGUCAGAGAUAUCACUGCAGCCGUGGCUGAAGAUCUUUGGCGUGGGCUUCUCAUUCUUCUGCGCCGGAAUCAACGACAGCACGCUGGGGCCGUUGAUCCCUUACCUCUUGACCUCGUUCUCCAUCGGCACCGGCGAGGUGGCUAUCUUGUAUGCGUGCUCCUUCCUGGGCUGGCUCAUCGGCGCGCUGACCAACCCCGUCCUCGCGCCGCACCUGGCGCUGGGCCAGCUCCUCUGGGCCGGCGCCCUCCUCCAGCUGUUGGCGCAGGUGCUGCGCCCCUGGGCGUGGUCGGGCCUGCCGGCCUUCGCGGCCUCGUUCUUCCUGCAGAGCCUCGGCACCGCCUACCAGGACGCGCUGGGCAACACCUUUGUCAGCGGCGUCCGCGCCGCGCACAGGUGGCUGGGCUUCAUCCACGCCAUGUACGCGCUCGCGCUGCUCGUGGGCCCGCUGCUGGCCACGGCGAUCGCGUCGAAGACGUCUCGUGGCAGUGGUGGCUUUGUGGGCGGCGAGGAGUCGUGGAAGAGGACUUAUUUUGUUACUGUCGGGCUUGGGGUUGUCAAUCUGGUGUGGGUGAUGAUGGCCUUUAGAGAUACGCUGUGGAUUUCCAGGAGUGAUGGUGUCUCAAGAGGCGGUGAUGAGGAGAGGGCCGGAAGCGCCACGGGGGAGCAGCAACGGGACAGGCAGAAGACGUCCUCUGCUCUGCGAGAUAUGGGCGCCAUGUUGAAGGUGAAGGACGUCUGGCUCAUCAGUCUGUUCUUCUUCUUCGCCCUCGGGGCUGCCCAGACUUCGGGCGGCUGGGUCGUUGCCUACCUUGUUUCCGUGAGAGGAGGAGAUGUCGCCAAAGUAGGUUACGUGCCGUCUGGUCAGGCCGCUGGAACACUCCUAGGCCGCCUCCUGCUGCCGGAACCAACCCAUCGGUUUGGAGAGAAGCGCAUGCUGCUCAUAUACUUUGUCAUAAGCAUCGGCCUUCAGCUCGUAUUCUGGUUGGUGCCCAAUAUCAUUGCCGGUGCCACAGCUUUGAGCAUCAUGGGCUUCUUUCAAGGGCCCUUCUUCGCAACUGGCGUCUCGGUUGCUUCGAAGCUUUUCCCCCGGAAGAUUCAGUCGCCAGCUCUUAGCUUCAUAUUUGUGGUGGCUCAGGCGGGCGCUGCUAUAUUCCCUUCGUUGACGGGGGUAAUUGCCGGGCGGGCUGGUGUGCAGGUAUUGCAGCCAAUCGUGCUGUCGCAACUUGUAGUAGCAACUAUCUUCUGGGCAUUUGUGCCCAAAAUCCAAGAGCGCAAGGAAUAA
This is a messenger RNA of Diaporthe amygdali, 1479 nucleotides long. RefSeq names its product MFS general substrate transporter. Gene Ontology annotation, molecular function: transmembrane transporter activity. The transcript is spliced from 5 exons. Gene Ontology annotation, biological process: transmembrane transport. The record is from RefSeq and is a predicted model, not a curated record. Bases 1 to 1479 code for a protein of 492 amino acids. Gene Ontology annotation, cellular component: membrane. NCBI's taxonomy places the organism in Eukaryota, Fungi, Ascomycota, Sordariomycetes, Diaporthales, Diaporthaceae.